Messenger RNA from Didymodactylos carnosus, 566 nucleotides. Lineage: Eukaryota; Metazoa; Rotifera; Eurotatoria; Philodinida; Philodinidae. The record is from the annotation of a GenBank genome assembly.
ACCCAACCUUACCCGACCUAGAGAUACAGACCUAUUAAACAGUAGUCAGACACUACUAGACACACACGGCAACCCAACCUCACCCGACCCAGAGAUUACGAUCUAUAGAGAAGACGACUCAACCGAAUCUUACCUGACGGACAGAACUAGAAUUCCUCAUCAGUAAUGAGACACAGCAAGCAGCAUAAGCAAUAAGUUGACAGUACGUGACUUUUAUCGAACUCCUAAGGAGUUACUAUUUGCCAGCCUCUCAGAGAAAGCAUUGGUGAGGUCAAAAACAUCUAUUGAAGAACGUAAUCCUACUGAUGCUAUCGGUCUAACUGUACGAACGUUGAAAUCAGCUGACAAGAUAAUAGAAAAAUCUUUUUUUACAUUAGUUGUGACUGCCGGUUGGAUAUUGCCAGUCGUGCGUGGUGGCAGAGCUAUAAUGGGCGCUAGUGUGAUAGUCGAUUCAGUGAUGCCGCGUGGUGGUGAUACGUUCGUUGACACGGCUGGUGGUGAUAUGUUUGCUGGUACCCGUGGUGGCGAUAAGUUUGUUGGUACUAGUGGUACUGGUAAUUUUAAUA